Messenger RNA from Indicator indicator, 2591 nucleotides. It is a transcript of the gene ABR, whose product is annotated as ABR activator of RhoGEF and GTPase. Lineage: Eukaryota; Metazoa; Chordata; Aves; Piciformes; Indicatoridae. Bases 1 to 2580 code for a protein of 859 amino acids. Gene Ontology annotation, biological process: positive regulation of GTPase activity; intracellular signal transduction. The transcript has 23 exons. Gene Ontology annotation, cellular component: membrane. The record is from RefSeq and is a predicted model, not a curated record. Gene Ontology annotation, molecular function: GTPase activator activity; guanyl-nucleotide exchange factor activity.
AUGGAGCCGCUGAGCCACCGCGGCCUGCCCCGGCUCUCCUGGAUCGACACCCUCUACAGCAACUUCAACUAUGGUGCGGAUGAGUACGACGCCGAGGGCAACGAGGAGCCUAAGGCACUGCCGGAGGGCUCGGAAACCAUGCCCUACAUCGAUGAGUCGCCCACCAUGUCCCCCCAGCUCAGCGCCCGCGGCCAGGAGACCGGGGACGGUGUCUCCCCCACGCCCACUGAUGGCCUUGGCACAGGGCGGGAUGCUGGGAAAGGCCUGGAGAUGCGGAAGCUGGUGCUCUCUGGCUUCCUGGCCAGCGAGGAGAUCUACAUCAACCAGCUGGAGGCCCUCUUGUUGCCUAUGAAGCCACUGAAGGCCACAGCCACCACGUCGCAGCCUGUCCUCACCCUCCAGCAGAUUGAGACAAUUUUCUACAAGAUCCAGGACAUCUAUGAGAUCCACAAAGAGUUCUAUGACAGCCUGUGCCCAAAGGUGCAGCAGUGGGACAGCAACAUCACCAUGGGCCACCUCUUCCAGAAGCUGGCCAGCCAGCUGGGGGUCUACAAGGCCUUUGUGGAUAACUACAAAAUUGCACUGGAGACAGCAGAGAAGUGCAGCCAGAGCAACUACCAGUUCCAGAAGAUCUCAGAGGAGCUGAAGGUGAAGGGCCCCAAGGACUCGAAGGAGAGCCACACGUCCGUCACGAUGGAGGCACUGCUGUACAAACCCAUUGACCGGGUGACGCGGAGCACCCUCGUCCUGCAUGACCUUCUCAAGCACACCCCUGCUGACCACCCUGACUACCCACUGCUCCAGGACGCCCUCCGCAUCUCGCAGAACUUCCUCUCCAGCAUCAAUGAGGACAUUGAUCCCCGGAGGACAGCGGUCACCACCCCCAAGGGAGAGACCCGGCAGCUUGUCAAGGAUGGCUUUUUGGUGGAGCUGUCGGAGGGCUCGCGGAAGCUGCGGCACGUCUUCCUCUUCACCGACGUGCUGCUCUGCGCCAAGCUGAAGAAGGCAGCCGUGGGGAAGCAACAGCAGUACGACUGCAAAUGGUACGUGCCCCUGGCCGACCUGGUGUUCCCCUCGCCGGAGGAGUCAGAGCACUGCCCGCAGGUCCAUGUCAUCCCUGACCAUGAGCUGGAGGACAUGAAGAUGAAGAUCUCGGCCAUCAAGAGCGAGGUGCAGAAGGAGAAAGCCAACAAGGGGCAGAGCCGGGCCAUCGAGCGCCUCAAGAAGAAGAUGUUUGAGAACGAAUUCUGGCUGCUCCUCAACUCGCCUGCCAUCCCCUUCCGCAUCCACAACCGCAACGGGAAGAGCUAUCUCUUCCUGCUGUCAUCUGACUAUGAGAGGUCUGAGUGGAGGGAAGCCAUUCAGAAACUGCAGAAAAAGGACCUCCAGGCCUUUGUCCUGAGCUCAGUGGAGCUGCAGGUGCUGACAGGAUCCUGCUUCAAGCUGCGCACUGUCCACAACAUUCCAGUCACCAGCAACAAGGAUGAUGAUGAGUCCCCCGGGCUCUAUGGGUUCCUGCAUGUCAUCGUCCACUCCGCCAAGGGCUUCAAGCAGUCUGCCAACCUUUACUGCACGCUGGAGGUGGACUCCUUUGGCUACUUUGUCAGCAAAGCCAAGACCAGGGUUUUCCGGGACACCACCGAGCCACAGUGGAAUGAGGAGUUUGAGAUCGAGCUGGAGGGCUCCCAGUCCCUGCGCAUCCUCUGCUAUGAGAAGUGCUAUGACAAGACUAAGCUCAACAAGGACAACAACGAAAUUGUGGACAAGAUCAUGGGCAAAGGGCAGAUCCAGCUGGACCCACAGGCUGUGCAGACAAAGAACUGGCACAUGGAUGUGAUUGAGAUGAAUGGGAUCAAGGUGGAGUUCUCCAUGAAGUUCACAAGCAGAGACAUGAGCCUGAAGAGGACUCCAUCCAAAAAACAGACUGGAGUCUUCGGGGUCAAAAUCAGUGUGGUGACAAAGCGUGAGCGCUCCAAGGUGCCUUACAUCGUGCGCCAGUGCAUCGAGGAGGUGGAGAAGAGGGGCAUCGAAGAGGUUGGCAUCUACAGGAUCUCUGGUGUUGCCACUGACAUCCAGGCGUUGAAAGCUGUCUUUGAUGCAAAUAACAAGGACAUCCUGGUCAUGCUGAGUGACAUGGACAUCAAUGCCAUCGCCGGCACGCUGAAGCUGUACUUCCGUGAGCUGCCUGAGCCCCUCCUCACUGACAGACUCUACCCUGCCUUCAUGGAGGGCAUCGCCCUCUCAGAUCCUGCUGCCAAGGAGAAUUGCAUGAUGCACCUUCUCCGCUCGCUGCCCGACCCCAACCUCAUCACCUUCCUCUUCCUGCUGGAGCACUUGAAAAGGGUCGCUGAAAAGGAGCCCAUCAACAAAAUGUCUCUCCAUAACCUGGCCACAGUCUUUGGGCCAACACUGCUGAGACCCUCAGAGGGAGAAAGCAAGGGACACCUCACCCUGGCCUCCGACAUCUGGUCCCACGAUGUGAUGGCUCAGGUCCAGGUCCUUCUCUACUACCUGCAACAUCCUCCUAUCUCCUUCACUGAGCUGAAACGCAACACACUUUACUUCUCCACGGACGUGUAGCCUGCAGGAAG